UUUUUCCGGUUGGACUCUGGAGACGUGGCUCUGUUUCUUCAAUAUUACGAGUCAAGCUACAUGCCACCGUUUGAACAGAACACAAGUCCCCAUUCAGAAUUUUUUUUGUUGUUGAAACAGCAGACAGUGUCCGUUACUGAGUCCACGGACAGAUCGUCUCGUGAAAAGGAAUAGAAAUGGUGCUCUUGGCAGCAGCGGUGUGCACUAAGGCAGGCAAAGCUCUAGUGUCACGACAGUUCAUAGAGAUGACGCGAACCCGCGUUGAGGGCCUGCUGGCUGCUUUUCCCAAACUGAUGAGCACAGGGAAAGAACACACUUUUGUGGAAACAGACAGUGUACGCUAUGUCUACCAGCCCCUGGAAAAACUCUAUAUGGUUCUCAUCACUACAAAAAACAGCAACAUUCUGGAAGACUUGGAGACAUUACGGCUUUUCUCCCGAGUGAUCCCUGAGUAUUGCCGCGUGUUGGAGGAAGGGGAGAUCUCAGAGCACUGUUUUGAUCUCAUAUUUGCAUUUGAUGAGAUCGUAGCACUGGGAUAUAGGGAGAAUGUUAACCUGGCACAGAUUCGCACUUUUACUGAGAUGGACUCUCAUGAAGAGAAAGUCUUCAGGGCAGUCAGAGAGACCCAAGAAAGAGAGGCAAAUGCUGAAAUGAAACGGAAGGCCAAAGAGUUGCAGCGAGCAAGACAAGAUGCUGAACGUUCAGGAAAGAAAGCACCAGGCUUUGGAGGUUUUGGAAACUCAGGAAUGAGCAGUGUCACAUCUACUUCCUUCAUCACAGAUACAAUUGAACAAGAGAAGCCUAAAAUGGUGCCUGCUCCAGUCAGGGCCAGUGGUCCAAGUAAAGCACUUAAGCUGGGUGUUAAAGGAAAAGAGGUGGAUAACUUUGUGGACAAACUGAAGUCUGAGGGAGAACACAUUGUCACAUCCAGUGUAGGAAGGAAAGCAGCAGAGGCAUCUAAAGUCCUUCAGCCUCCAGUGAAUAUGGAGAGUGUACAUCUGAGGGUGGAGGAGAAGAUCUCUCUUACCUGUGGUCGGGAUGGUGGGCUGCAGAACAUUGAGGUUCUGGGUAUGAUCACUCUGACGGUUACAGAUGAAAAAUGUGGCCGCAUUUUCAUACUCAUCAACAACAAUGACAAGAAAGAAGCCCAAUUACAGACUCACCCUCAUGUCGAUAAGAAGCUGUUCACCACAGAGUCACUGAUCGGUCUGAAAAAUCAGGAGAAGUUCUUCCCACUCAACACUGAUCUGGGAGUUCUCAAGUGGAGAUUGCAGAGCACAGACGAGUCCCUUAUUCCUUUAACCAUUAACUGCUGGCCAUCAGAAAGUGGAAGUGGCUGUGAUGUCAAUAUUGAGUAUGAGCUUCAGGAUGAGGCACUUGAGCUCAAUGAUGUUGUCAUUACUAUUCCUGUGCCGUCAGGUGUAGGUGCUCCUGUGAUUGGUGAUCUGGAUGGGCAGUAUAACCAUGAUAGCAGGAAAAACAUCCUUGAAUGGUCGCUGCCUGUUAUUGAUGUGAAGAACAGGAGUGGCAGUCUGGAAUUCAGUAUAGCUGGCAAACCCAAUGAUUUCUUCCCAAUCAAUGUUUCUUUUGUCUCCAAACGCAACUUUUGUGACAUUCGGGUAGGACAGGUGACACAUGUAGAAGGAGGCAGUCCAGUCAAAUUCUCCACUGAGACUUCAUUUGUUGUGGACAAGUAUGAGAUCCUGUAAAUGUUUCCAGGAGGAAGACCUGCCAGCAAGUUUAAUGGUUCAAAGACUGUGCUGUACAUUUAACAGAACUUUCAAAAACAUCUAAAGUAGGCUGCUGUAUUUCUGUUUGUCUGGAAAAGGAAAAUAGUCUGCCUUUAUUUAUACUGGGCUCUCAGCUGCCAGUACAGACACAAGAGAGUGAAGUACAGCCCUGCAAUUGAAGACAUCAAGGGAAGAUCAGUAUCCAGCAUACAGCAGACGUAUAAUAAGAUCGAACCAAUAAGAACCCUCAUAACCCUUGAAAAAAAAAUAAAAGCAUUAGAUGAUUGCACACUUUGCUGCAUGGAUAAACCUUUUUAUUUGUGACCUAAUAGAGAUUUGCACACACCUAAGGAUCAAAAAGAAAAUGCUGGUUCUUCAUGGAAACUUAAACAGACCUAACAUUGUAGUACCAAAUGAAUGUGUGUGUCUUUGAUGAUUAAAUCAGUUGUGCCCGUGCAAUGAUCUUGUGCUGUACUACCUAAAAACUGAUACUGCAUUACAUAUGCAGUCCAAAUUCAGAUACCGAAAUUUCCAUUAAUAAGUGCUCUGCUCUUCAGCUUUUAUUUCAUCUUAAGUAUCAAUGUCAUCUUUGAGCACAGACCUCCGCAACAGCUUUUUGCCUUUUAGUAUUUUUUCCCCUUUGUUUUCUCUUCAGUUAUCUUUAUGUAAUCAUUUGUUUGAAGAUAUAUAAAUGGAUAAUUUUUCAGUUUUGUAUGUAAUGUUACAAAUAUGUUUAAACAUUUCAUUGCAAUCUGUUCCUUUCCUCACAUGCCUUGUUUGGAUAUAAUGGAUAUGAUAUUCUCUCUGGCUUUCAGGAUGUUGUUAAGAACUGAUUUAUUUUUUUGUAUUUCCAUAAAGUAAAAUACAUUUAUCAAUGUCAACGCACACUAAAAGAUUAUUAUAUUAAUAAAGAUGGAAUGCCAAGGUGAGGUUUACAACAUUCCAUUCUGCUGUAAGAUACUUAUAAAUACAAUACACUUUUAAUCAAAUAAAUAAUAGA
Messenger RNA from Xyrauchen texanus (razorback sucker), 2730 nucleotides. Its product is annotated as coatomer subunit delta-like. Gene Ontology annotation, biological process: Golgi localization; endoplasmic reticulum to Golgi vesicle-mediated transport; retrograde vesicle-mediated transport, Golgi to endoplasmic reticulum. Lineage: Eukaryota; Metazoa; Chordata; Actinopteri; Cypriniformes; Catostomidae. Gene Ontology annotation, cellular component: COPI vesicle coat; cytosol. The record is from RefSeq and is a predicted model, not a curated record. Bases 177 to 1709 code for a protein of 510 amino acids. The transcript has 10 exons.